Molecule: messenger RNA, 1517 nt
Organism: Esox lucius (northern pike)
Lineage: Eukaryota; Metazoa; Chordata; Actinopteri; Esociformes; Esocidae
Product: ELKS/Rab6-interacting/CAST family member 1-like
Exons: 4
Coding region: 414-1517 (367 amino acids)
Source: RefSeq, a predicted model, not a curated record
GGACCAAAUAUUGUGCGUGUUCCCGUGGGCGGCAGUCGCCUUGCUUCGGCUUGCCGCGGCUGCCAGGGUUGGAGGCAAAGCUGCCGUCGAGGAUUCAUUGAACGUAAUGGAGGAGGCAGCGGUUGCCGGUUCCGGUGUUCAAAGCCCCUUUUACGGGCACGGCGGUAGGGAUUAUUGCGUGCUAGUGUUCUUAAUGACACCACAAUGCAGUUCCAGGCCAAAUACAGUUAAUUUAAAAGAUAAUUCAGUUUCUAAGCGAAACAGCGAUUUGACAAGUGCGAUUUUGCUACAAGCAGACUGAACUCAAGGCAACACACCACUUACAGCUGAAGAAAGAGGAGAAUAAUAUCUGGUCCUGAGCAGAGGAGGCUUAUACAACUACCCUCACCCAGAGAGAUUGCAGUAUAAAAACAAUGCAGAAGGAGAUCAGCAAGCUGAUGAUGGAAAAACAGCUUGCACAGCAAGAAAUUGAUAGAUUAAAGCUGAGGCAGAAAGUCAUUAAGAAUCAGAGACCACGUCUAGCUUGGAACGACAAACCGAUUGAGACAAAGCGAGAGGAGAGAGAGAUAAAAGCAGGAUUAGAGAGACAAGGAAUAAAUGAGAAAGCAAAACAGGACGAGGAAACGAUAAAAGCACUGACACAAGAGAUUGAGAGAUUGAGAGAGAUUAAGCCAGAAAUGUCUUAUAAAAAAGAUGAAGACAUUUGUAAUCUAGAAAGUGAGAGAGUUAAACUGGUCAACAAAAAGGUACAAGAUUUGGAGAGAGAUGUUGAGAGACUGAAAGAAAUUGAACAGGAAAGGUCAUUUAAAGGAGAAAGAACAAUGCAUAUUGCAAAAAUCGAAGACGUUCAACUAGUCAACAAACAGCUAAAUGACUUGAAGAGUGAGGUUGAAAUAUUGAAACAGAAGCAGUUAUUUCAAAAGCAAAGAUCCAUGCAUAUUGCAGAGAGUGAGGGAGUUAAACUGUUCACCAAACAGCUAAACGACUUGAAGAGAGAGGUUAACAAUUUGAAAGAAGACAUGACAAGUAAAGAAAUUCAAUAUGAAAGAAGAUUUGAAGUUGCAAAAAAAGCGCAUAAAAGACAGAAUGAAAGAAUGAAACAAGUUAACCAACAUUUACUACAACUAGAGAAAGAAGUAGUGAUAAUUAAAGAAGCGAUUGGAUUGAAUGAGUGUACUGGUUUAGAGAGAAUAGGUGAUGGAAACAGAGAGACAAAGAAUGAUGGAAGAGAAAAAGACAUUAAACAAAGCAUUGAGAAAGAGAUGGAGAUUAACCAAGAACAAUAUGAAUUGGAGGAAAACUUCAAGACAAUCAAGCAACAGAUGGUAGAAUUUGAUAAAGUGAAUAACUGCCCUAAAGCAACCAUGCAGUUCAAAGGUGAAAUGAUACAGCCAAACCCCGGAAGGUCCAAUGGCCCCUCCCAUUACCGUAUUUACUCUAGUACUGAUACCAUCAUGACCGUACCUUAUAAACUACUGCAGAGAGGACCUGACUUCCAGCCCCUGCUGGAUAGUUAA